UUGUACAUCAUGAAGAUUAGAUAGCAAGUUGAAGUCAAAACGCCCAAGCUCACACAAAAUCUGAAAAAAAGUUUUUUUUUUUCUAAUAAGUUCUGUCUUUUUUUAUCAGCACAAAAGUUGAUAAAAACGGUCGUCUAGAUCUGUUCUUUAGCUGAAGAUAGGUUCAUAUACUUUAUAUUUUUUAAACCAUUGAAAAUAUGAAAAGCUUACUACACGUUUUCUUUUUGGUUAUUUGCAUCCACGAAGGGAGAUUUUCAAGAGCGGAAGAAAAGAAAGCCAAAAAAGGAUACUGUAACGUCAAUGGUCAGCAAACACCUUUUCGCCAGCUCAACUCUAAGCAAAAACAAGACUGCAUGAGGGGUGUCCAUGACAGCCAAUCAAGAUCCCAUGUCAAAGAUGAAUAUGAUGAUAUCAAAGCCUUAGACUCAACCUUACCAACAGCAAAACUUUCCCGUAAGAAAAUCAGUAUGUUGGGAAGUGCAGGACAUUACAUUCAAGAAUUUCAAGGUCAGCUAUUCGAGUUCGUCAUCAACAGUAACUGGGAAGGGGUCUGGAUCGACUUAUCCAACGUUCGUCUUCGUGUGUAUGGUGAAAUCGGCGAAGGAAGAUGGCGGUAUGCUUUCAGAGGAAUGGUAUUAGAAUCAGAAGCGGACGAUUUUCCCGUUGGAAUGGAAGUGGUUGUCAAGACAGUCAAUGAUGACGUCCUCAAAGAACAAAAAAGAGAAGAGGCUGUGAAAAGGUCUAUUCAAACUCAAAUGUUGGCAAGAAAAAUAUGCAAAGUUGCAGAGAAGAAAGCUGCAGAAGGAUUUGGCAAGUUUCCGGAAAUAAUCAAGGCAUGGAUGUUCAAAAACGACAAACAUGUGUGGAUGGUGGAAGAAAGACUGGAAGGUCGCUUCAAGAAGCUUAUUAAUAAUAACAUGGCAUUUAUUAGUGUGACUAAAGACGCUCUGGAGGACCAAGAGAAAGCGUCAGCAAUUGCACAUUUCAGCUAUGACUAUAGUGAUAGAGAAAUACUUCUGACUGACUUGCAAGGUGUAAAUCUGAGAUGGACAGACGUAGAAAUUGCAACACGUUCUCUCAAUGAUGUAAAGUAUUUUGGGAUAGGUAAUUUAGGACACAGGUCGCAUAAGGUAUUUCAUAACGAACACCAGUGUAACAAGUUCUGCAAGUUUCUUCAUCUACCACACAAAAUUCCAAAAUGUCAGAAAGAAAAGGCCGAGGAAAAAAAGAAGAAAUCAGUUGAGCACUCCGUUGGAAGUCAAUCAASUAUAAGGUCAAAAAAGACCCAUAACAAGGAUGAGUUAUUAAAUGUAAAAUAGAAACUUUUACACUUCAAUUUGCAGAUUUGUCAGUGAAUGAAAUAAACGAGGAUAAUUGAGUACAUUUUGAAACUGGUUGCGAGGCAACGAGAUCUACCAACAGUUUUUGAUUGUCGAUAAGAUUUUUGUUGAUGCCCAGUUCUAUUAAUCCUUUAAUAAAAAUUGUUAAACCUCUUGGUGUUCUGACCUCUGGGUCGUAAGGUAAUAAAGCAUAGUCAUUGA
This is a messenger RNA of Actinia tenebrosa (Australian red waratah sea anemone), 1541 nucleotides long. Its product is annotated as alpha-protein kinase 2. The record is from RefSeq and is a predicted model, not a curated record. Lineage: Eukaryota; Metazoa; Cnidaria; Anthozoa; Actiniaria; Actiniidae. Gene Ontology annotation, biological process: protein phosphorylation. Gene Ontology annotation, molecular function: protein serine/threonine kinase activity; ATP binding.